AUGUGUCUCAAAAAUAUACAUUUAAAACCAUUUCUGAUAAUUUUAAUUGCAUGUCUUUUGUGUGUUGCAAUAGUUUCCUCCAGUUCUUGCCUCAAUUGUACUGAAAAUACAUUUAAAUUCACAGAAAUAAUCUCACGCAAGAGAAGAUACUUGGUUUUCCCACCAGGAUCAACUAUUCUCUGUACACUUUCUGUGGUGAAGGCUUUUAUGUUUACAUCACCAAGAGGACACAACAUGGUGAUGGAAGUGGACUUUUACUAUCCCCUGCCAGAUAAGGUGAUCCAUCAUAGGAAGGAAAAUCCCAAACCCGUUGAAACCACAACGCAAAAACCAAUUGUUGCAUCGCCCCCAGUUGAGUUACUUGACUUCCAUCAUGAUGAUGAUUUGCAUAAUUUCCCGCAUUACCACGAUGAAGUGUUAACGUCACACAGGAAAAAUGAUUUGGGGGUGUAUUUAUCGAAAUAUAAUUACCCAAAAUUUAAUAAAAAAUAUUUUAAUCAGAAAAUCAAUCAGAAAAACUACAUAAAUCCUCUGUAUAAAAGCAAAUUUCGCAACAAAAUGCGAAAAAGGAGAGAUGAGAUGAAAGAAAGUCUUGAUGUUAUUGGCAAUCAUGAGCACAAAGGUCACAGGGAUCGUCGAGAUUUCUACAGGAGUAUUGAAAAAUUCAUAGAUGAAAAUGAUGUUGGUCUAGAUGGUCGUUCAUGCGUUCUAAGGACUAUUUGUGAAGUACAGCUUUGGUUAAUGCCAAAGGGAGUAUCACUCUUUCAUGAUAUUAUACGCCUCCUGUUCUCAUUGCCAUCAAAUAGUCAUCAUAUCGACCAUUACAAGGAAGCAAUGUCAUCUGAUGAGUACAACAAUUGUCAAGUUUAUGAAAAGAAAUGCCCCAUAAGCAUAUUGAGCUUUAUUCUAUAUAGCGAGAAAAAAAUAUAAUUUUCAUUUUGUAAAAAUUA
Molecule: messenger RNA, 950 nt
Organism: Lutzomyia longipalpis
Lineage: Eukaryota; Metazoa; Arthropoda; Insecta; Diptera; Psychodidae
Exons: 4
Coding region: 1-930 (309 amino acids)
Source: RefSeq, a predicted model, not a curated record